This is a messenger RNA of Microthlaspi erraticum, 972 nucleotides long. The record is from the annotation of a GenBank genome assembly. NCBI's taxonomy places the organism in Eukaryota, Viridiplantae, Streptophyta, Magnoliopsida, Brassicales, Brassicaceae.
AUGACUGCUCCAUUGAUUGUUUCCUUUGGUGAAAUGCUUAUCGACUUUGUCCCUGACACUUCUGGUGUCUCUCUAGCUGAGUCCACCGGUUUUCUCAAAGCCCCCGGUGGUGCUCCGGCUAAUGUUGCCUGUGCCAUCUCAAAACUCGGUGGCAAAUCUGCUUUCAUCGGCAAGUUUGGUGAUGAUGAGUUUGGACAUAUGCUUGUGAACAUUUUGAAGAAAAACGGUGUAAACAGCGAAGGAGUUUGCUUCGACAAGAAUGCAAGAACUGCUUUAGCCUUUGUGACGUUGAAGAAAGAUGGAGAGAGAGAGUUCAUGUUUUACAGAAACCCUAGUGCUGAUAUGCUCUUGAAAGAAUCUGAGCUCAACAAAGAUCUCAUCAAGAAAGCCAAGAUUUUCCACUACGGCUCCAUUAGCUUGAUCUCUGAGCCCUGUAGAGGAGCUCACAUGGCUGCCAUAAAAACAGCUAAAGAUGCAGGGGUUUUACUCUCUUACGACCCGAAUGUUCGGUUGCCUCUUUGGCCUUCCACUGAAGCUGCCAUUGAAGGCAUCAAAAGCAUCUGGAAUGAAGCUGAUGUCAUCAAGGUAAGCGAUGACGAGGUAGAGUUCCUCACCAGAGGAGAUGCACAGAAGGAUGAGGUUGUUUUGACUCUGAUGCAUGAUAAGCUGAAGCUGCUUAUUGUAACUGAUGGAGAGAAAGGUUGCAGAUACUACACAAAGAAAUUCAAAGGGAAAGUGCCUGGAUACGCUGUGAAGGCAGUUGAUACAACUGGAGCUGGUGAUUCUUUUGUUGGAUCUUUUCUUGUAUCAUUGGGAAAAGAUGGCUCCAUUCUUGAAGAUGAAGGGAAAUUGAAGGAAUCUCUUGCAUUUGCAAAUGCUUGUGGAGCUGUGUGUACAACUCAGAAAGGAGCUAUUCCUGCACUUCCCACUCCAGCUGAUGCUCAACAGCUCAUGAAAUCUAAGUCCAAAUAG